AUCAAUCUAGAGAGAGAAAAAGACAGAACGGGGCUGUGAGUAUAUCCAAGUAGCCACUCGAUUGUCCCGAGAGCAGGUAAACUUCCCGGUACGUUCCACACCAACUCCGCCGUCCCGACCGGUUCAUCCGGUUGCCCGGCCCGGACACCGGAUCUAACCGGUCGAGUUUCAGGCAAGCUCCGCACCUAUAAAUACGGCCUCAGGUGAGGCGUUAGGCUUUUUCUGAUUCUCAGCGAGAAUUUCUUACGAAGAAGGGGUUUUGAUUUUUAGAUCAAGCUUCUGGCGUCCUUCUUCUUACAGAAGCUUUUAGACCUUUGAUCAGGGGAUCUUAUUUUGAAAUAGAAGAACCAUGUCUGCGCUAGCUAUUGAUGUCUCUCAAGAGACAAGCAUGAGGAAUCUUGAUCCCCUGUGCACUGUAGCUGAAAUCGAGGAGUGCGACUUCUCAAAGUUUCCCGAUAAGCCAAGGGCUUUAAACAUAGAACGGCAAAGAUCAUUUGAUGAGAGGUCAAUCAGUGAGCUUUCAACUGGGCAUAUGGAUAGUUUUCGGAUACCAGAUGGCUUCGAAAACAUUUAUUCUCCAGGGAGAAGGUCGGUUUUGAAUAGCCCUCGCUUUAGUCAUCAAUCCUUUGAGCCCCAUCCUCUGGUUGCAGAGGCUUGGGAAGCUCUUCGAAGAUCUCAGGUGUACUUUAGGGGACAACCAGUGGGCACUAUUGCUGCAUUGGAUCAUACAGAGGAUGCUCUAAAUUAUAAUCAGGUCUUUGUCAGGGAUUUUGUCCCUAGUGCGUUGGCCUUCCUGAUGAAUGGGGAACCAGAGAUUGUUAAACAUUUCAUUUUGAAAACUCUUCGUCUUCAGUCAUGGGAGAAAAAAAUCGACCGAUUCAAGCUUGGUGAGGGAGUAAUGCCAGCAAGUUUCAAAGUCCACCAUGAUCCUGCUCGAAAUAGUGAUACCCUGAUUGCAGAUUUCGGGGAGAGUGCAAUUGGUAGAGUUGCCCCUGUUGAUUCCGGAUUUUGGUGGAUUAUUUUGCUUCGUGCUUAUACAAAGUCGACUGGUGAUUCAUCCUUAGCGGAGAUGCCUGAAAUUCAAAAGGGCAUAAGGCUUAUUUUAACAUUAUGCCUCUCUGAGGGCUUUGAUACAUUUCCCACUUUGCUUUGUGCUGAUGGUUGUUGUAUGGUUGAUCGCAGAAUGGGUGUUUAUGGAUAUCCCAUUGAAAUACAAGCACUUUUCUUCAUGGCUCUUAGGUGCUCCCUACUUUUGCUCAAAAAUGAUGAUGAGGGGAAAGAAUGUGCUGAGCGCGUCACUAAACGAUUGCAUGCAUUAAGUUAUCACAUCCGAAGUUAUUUCUGGCUAGAUUUUCAGCAACUUAAUGAUAUUUAUCGAUACAAGACAGAAGAAUACUCUCACACCGCAGUUAAUAAGUUUAACGUUAUUCCUGACUCGCUUCCUGAUUGGGUAUUUGAAUUUAUGCCAUGUCGUGGAGGAUAUUUUGUUGGAAAUGUUAGCCCUGCAAAGAUGGAUGUUCGUUGGUUUUGUCUUGGUAACUGUGUUGCUAUUUUAUCAUCUUUAGCUACCCCUGAGCAAGCUUCAGCCAUAAUGGAUCUUAUUGAAGCACGUUGGGAAGAGUUGGUAGGAGAAAUGCCUCUAAAGAUCUGUUAUCCAGCUUUAGAAGGUCAUGAUUGGCGAAUUGUGACAGGUUGUGACCCAAAAAAUACCAGAUGGAGCUACCACAAUGGAGGAUCUUGGCCAGUUCUGCUCUGGCUUCUCACUGCUGCAUGUAUCAAGACUGGACGUCCCCAAAUUGCAAGGCGUGCCAUUGAGCUUGCAGAAACCCGUUUGUUAAAAGAUAGCUGGCCCGAAUACUACGAUGGAAAACUCGGUAGAUAUGUCGGGAAACAGGCCCGAAAGUUCCAAACCUGGUCCAUUGCUGGUUACUUAGUAGCGAAAAUGAUGCUCGAAGAUCCGUCGCAUUUGGGUAUGAUAUCACUAGAAGAGGAUAAGCAGCCGAAGCCUGUUCUCAAGAGAUCAGCAUCAUGGAAUUAGCAAGAAUCCUUCUGUCUCAACCGUUUUCAUAUAAAAUAUAUAUUCUUUUGGUCUGAAGUUUAGGGUCAGAGGGAAUGAAAUUGUUGUUUAGGACUCUCGAGGCCUUAGAGAAGGGCAGCAAUGGUUUUGUAAUCCCUUAUCAGGCUCAAUUUGAAAACCACUUAAUAUUUAGAGCUAGUUUGGUCCAAAAUUGAAAUAUUCUUAUGGUCCGAAAAAUUCGGAAAAUUGUGCUCGAGUGUGUUCAAAUGCAAAGAAAUAAAAAAAAAGAGGGAAGACUUGGAAGUA
Messenger RNA from Amborella trichopoda, 2323 nucleotides. RefSeq names its product putative alkaline/neutral invertase B. Lineage: Eukaryota; Viridiplantae; Streptophyta; Magnoliopsida; Amborellales; Amborellaceae. The record is from RefSeq and is a predicted model, not a curated record. Gene Ontology annotation, molecular function: endo-alpha-N-acetylgalactosaminidase activity; sucrose alpha-glucosidase activity. Gene Ontology annotation, biological process: sucrose catabolic process.